Molecule: messenger RNA, 1695 nt
Organism: Xylona heveae TC161
Lineage: Eukaryota; Fungi; Ascomycota; Xylonomycetes; Xylonales; Xylonaceae
Exons: 1
Coding region: 1-1695 (564 amino acids)
Source: RefSeq, a predicted model, not a curated record
AUGGGACCUGUUCCUGUCAUUGACUUUCCCUUACCUCAAGUGCACUCAAGCUUAUCUCCAUACAUUAAAAGCCGGCAGGAGGCACAAAAAGUCCGUCAAGUAUUGACUUUAUUUGUUGCAUCCACUUUGGACCCCACUUCCAGCCAACAUAAUUCGACUCAGCAUAUCUUGUGCCCUGAUGGGCGACAGCAGGGAGUCAAAGUUCCCUUGGAACUGGGACAUAUGAGAAAAGAAUAUCUGCGGGCAGUCAAUGCGAAUGUAAAAGCACAGAAAGAGUAUGCUUCUUUGACAUCUGGUGGAAUCUCGGGAGAUGAUUCCAAAGGGUCUUUGGAAUCAAGCUCUCGGGUCGCAUCAGAGGAGCAUUUGCAUGAGUAUCUGUUAUUGUUGCGUCAACGGCACAGAUAUGAGCGCCUUCGAAUUCUGCAAGACUAUCUCGAACUUCUCGCACAGAAGCCACCCGCUUCCCCGGACUUUCUUGAUGUCAAGCAGAUAUCAAGCCAGCUGUCUCAACCUCCGCACCCGCCAGCCACGAUCAUCCAGGAAAGCGACAAAGAAAGACAAAUAUCAAAACGUGCUCACAUGAAUGCAUUGAUCAGUCGGCUUGAGAAAUCUGUCCUGAAAGCGAGCCAUCUUCUUGAAGCCGAGAAAAUGCGUCUCGCAGAGGCACAGGAAAAAUAUGACAGCAUCAAACAUGCUCAAGUUGGUUCAAACCCGUACCAUAUGAAGGAAAAGGUCAAAGCUCUGGAAAAUACCAGGAAUACCCUGAUAGGGUGGGUUGAAACUGAACUAUCCAAAGCCACAAAUUCCAUGACCGAGGCCGACACGUCAGUUAGCAUGGCUGACAAUGAACGCUCCGAGACAGAUCGAGCGUACAUUGAUCAACGAUCAACAGAAAUUAUGGAACUGUAUAAGGCAUACAUGGAGAGUCGCAAAUCGCUUCUAGCAGAUUCGCAUGCAGAUACUUCACCGAAUGAGGAACCUCGGAAAAUCCUGGCUCAAAGCGCAGACAAUUCACUUCUGCAGGAAGAAAGGAUCGAUCCGCAUGCUCAAAGCUCCUCCAUUAUUGCUCUUCAGUAUGCGCGAGAGCAUCUGCUUCCCUUUCAGGAUUUCCAGAGAUCAAUGCUGCAAUCAAGGACCCAUGUCGAGUCUGCUCUAGCUAAGGAGCACAAAACGGCCAGCCAGGCGCUAGAACGGCUCAGUGAUGAAAGCCACCUGCUGCCGGCAUAUCCGCUUCUGGUCAAUCAACCCCGAUUCAAACAUGCCGCGGCAGUGCUUGCCUCUCGAGCAGUCCAACGAGAGGCUGCGCUCGCCGAGGAGGCUGCUUCGGGGCCUUAUGGGGCAUACGGUCACAUUGAGCCAGCUCGGGCGUGGGCUUUUGCAGCGGAUGCUUCUGGCAUCAAUACUAUGGAGACUGUUGAGCGUGCGCUUCAACAAGGUCAGACUACAAUAAACUCUGCGCAAGAUAGGCUCGCUACCAUGAAAGAGCUACUGGGUGAAGAAGGUGAGGAUGAAGGGUUCCAGGCGACUGCUCCUGCCUUGACGGAUCUCGGAGAUAUUUGGACUGCCGAUGCGAUGAAUGCAGGCAAGAAGCGUCAAGGACAUUGGCAGCAAAGACGACGUGGGGCAGAAACGUCCUCGGACGGGCAAUGGCGGGGCAUUAAUGGCCAGAUUGGAGUCAUUGGGCGUGGCACAUAG